AUGGAAAAUGAGUUGCUAAUUGAAAAAGCAACCGAAGAUGACAUCCCAAUUUUGAAUGAAUUCAUUAACGCGUGCUACAUUGGAAAUGAUGAUAAUGGACCGGAUACGUCGUCACCAGAAUGGACUUCGGUGUCCAAGCUUAUCGGUGGCCGUCGAACAACGCCGGAAUUUUUACUGAAAGAUAUGCAAAAUUUGGACAUCACUAUUUUUAAAUGUACAGCAAAAUCAGAUCUUCAAUUAGUCGCAAGUUGUCGAGCUCACAAUACAGACGAGGAUACGAUUUAUUCUGAAAUGCUUUGCGUGUCUCCGACGUGUCAAGGAAAGGGGGUUGGGAAGCUAAUGGUUGCCAAAGUGGAAGAACUUGGUCGAGAGUUAAAGUGCAAAUAUCAUAAAAUUCAGGUAUUUUCUUGUCGAAAGGGUUUAAUCGAGUGGUACGAGAAGUUGGGUUUCAAAGAGAACGGGAAGCAAAUCCCACUGCCGGGACCUACCGAGAGGGCGUGGUUUAUUAAAAGUGAUGUCACAAUUCUAAUCGAAAUGCAAAAAAGUUUGUGA
Messenger RNA from Folsomia candida, 552 nucleotides. RefSeq lists its product as uncharacterized. The transcript has a single exon. Gene Ontology annotation, molecular function: acyltransferase activity, transferring groups other than amino-acyl groups. The coding region runs from base 1 to 552 and encodes 183 amino acids. NCBI's taxonomy places the organism in Eukaryota, Metazoa, Arthropoda, Collembola, Entomobryomorpha, Isotomidae. The record is from RefSeq and is a predicted model, not a curated record.